UUCUGUGGUUUGAGCUUCCGCGCGCGUCGACGUGAAGAAGUCAAUCUCCAAACAUUCUGAUCGAACAUUAUUGUUAAAGAUGUCGAACGUCAGACUGCAGCAUUUCAGGAGCUUUUUAACCGAACGCUUUACUUCUUUGGCCGUGGACAUAUUUGGAGAGAUUGAAACUAUUGUGGAGGCGUACUACGAGGAAAACAAACAUCUGCGGAAUGUUCUGCACAUGGUGCUUAACCCUGAGAUAAAGCUACCGAGGAUAGAUGUUCCCCAAUACACUGGAGCAGCCACAGACGUCAGAGAGCAGCCCCCUGAGCCCAGCAAUAAGGUGGAUCCGGAAAUAUCAGAGCCGCUACCUAAGAAACCUAAAGAAGAGCAAAUUGAACAUGAAAUAAGUUUGGGAUCAGAACAACAACAACAACAACGACUAGAGCCGGGGGAAGUUGGUAACUUAAUUUUCAGAGAGCAGCCCCCUCAGCUGAACAUUAUCCACUACACUGGAGCAGCCACAGACGUCAGAGAGCAGCCCUUUGAGCUCAGCAAUAAGGUGGAUCCGGAAAUAUCAGAGCCGCUACCUAAGAAACCUAAAGAAGAGCAAAUUGAACAUGAAAUAAGUUUGGGAUCAGAACAACAACAACAACAACUAGAGCCGGGGGAAGUUGGUAACUUCAUUUUAAAUGUGAAAAGUGACCCCAAAGAAGAAGAAGAAGAAGAAGAAGAAGAAGAAACCAGCAUGCCCUGCAUUAUUGACUCAUUCCACGUAAGAGUGGUUGAGGUCAACUCCGACUCUCCAGGAAUCCUCUCAGCUGAUGAAGACGAGGACUGUUACGCUGAUGAAGACGAGGACUGUUACGCAGCAGCCUCGGAUACUUCGGAACCUCGGGUCCCAGAUCUCCCACAGCUACCCAGCAGCGAGGAGAGCACAAGUAGAAGUCGGGAACUUCAAAAACGUGAUAAAAAGUCAGGAACAGGCUCAACGAAGCCAAGGUGGUCCCUACAGAAAACCAUGCUAGAAUUACCAAGGAUGGCGACCCAGCCAUCUUUCCUUCCUGCCCCGACUGACUGCCGGUCCUUUUUGACAAGGCUCACAGAAGCCUUCAAGAAUUUUCCAGAUGACAAGAAGCCUCUGAUAACUAAAAUGGGCCUCACGGAGGAUGUGGAGUUGGUGGACUGUGCUUUUGGUAAAGUCCCUAAAGGUUGCUCCCUGUCCUAUCAGUGCCCCGUACCAUCAGAAAGGGAUUACAGGAUUCACAUCGACGAACCCCCUCGACCGCUGCUCCCCCUGGCUGAUCACAGACUGAAGCCGAUGCCGGUCGUGCCUACCCUCAGCGCCAAGGAGCAGGAACACAUGGACGUCAUGCAGAUCACCUGGGAGGCAGCGCACCUGCUGGAGCAAUCCACGCGAGGACGCAAGGAGGAAGAAGAGAAGCUGAGGACCCUGCGUUUGACCAGCCGUUUCAAGGAAGUCUGCAAGCUCAAACCAGGAAGGACCAACGCGCAGCACCUCCUAUUCAAGAUACAGAAAGGAUUACCCCGGUGCAAGGCGGCGCAGAUAGAGGAGGAAAUGAAGGCCGAGGCACUUCUGGAAUACUGUAAACAUUUGCGCGUCAACUGGUCCCCCUGCGGGUUCGUCAUCCACCCGAAUGCUCCGUGGCUGGGGGCGCUGCCCAGCGGGUUGGUGUACGACCCCAAGGAGACUCCCAGCUUCGGGCUGGUGCACGUCAAAUUCACCGGGUUCAGGAGCUUCAUCGAGUGCAAGUUCCUGUUCUACCCGGACGGAAUCCUGCAACUGAAGAGCACCCACUCGCACUACUGGCAAAUCCAAGGAGAGAUGAUGGUGACGGGCACGGAGUGGUGCGAUCUGCUGGUGUUCUCCAGAGAAGACAUGCUGGUUCAGCGCAUCUACCGAGACGAUGCCAUGAUCAACAUCAUGAAGAAGAAGUUGGAUGAUUUCUUUUAUUACUACUACCUGCCAUGUUUGUCUUAAACUGACGGCCCAGCUCGAGCGUCGCCGCACUGCUGUUAUACAGUACUUGCUGGUGGUUGGUUGUGAGUUUUCACAGAUUGCAAACUACUUGAAUGUCAUUUUUUUUUCUGAUCACACAUGUUCAUCUGGCGUUAUUAAACAGACAUUGUAUUAGUUUCAUUGAGUCUAGUCGACAAGAAGGUUUUUAUUCUGUAAUGUUUCUCUCGUUGAAGUAUGUUUUCAUUAACCACGGAUACAUUAUUGAUCUUUUGUACUUUCUUUUUCUUUGAAAUGACUGUCGAGAGAGCCAGAUCCCGUAGGUAAUUCAAAACUGAAGUAGAGUUUAUAUUUGUCAUGUUUACCUCUCUUACUGCUCUCCAGAGGUGUCCUGUUCUAGGGCUGCACCUACUUUAAAGACUCUUUUUUUUAAAUUAUUGAUUAAUCUGCUGAUCAUUUACUCGAUUAUUCUAUUAUCCUACCUCAAUUUCCUCGAACCCAAGCUCACAUUGCUUACACUUUCCUUACACCUCAAACCCUUUCAGGUCUCAGGUCUUAAACUUUCAAUAAAAGCAAAAAUCAAACUUAUUCAGCUCUCCUAACUCCCACAACUUACACUGUUCAUACACAAUUUACUGAAAGUGAUUUCAUUGCUUGCAUAACACUGACAACAUUUUCAGUUAUUUUACAGUAAAGAAAGAUAUUUGAAGAAAAACAAGAGGUUGAAUUCGCAAUGAUUGAUUAUAUUGUUAAACACAGCAUUGCGGAGGUAAAGCCAAUGGCAACAAAACAAGGGCUCAGGUGGAG
This is a messenger RNA of Anarrhichthys ocellatus (wolf-eel), 2764 nucleotides long. RefSeq lists its product as uncharacterized. The coding region runs from base 80 to 1981 and encodes 633 amino acids. The record is from RefSeq and is a predicted model, not a curated record. NCBI's taxonomy places the organism in Eukaryota, Metazoa, Chordata, Actinopteri, Perciformes, Anarhichadidae. The transcript is spliced from 4 exons.